AUGUGUUUCUUUUAAUGCUAUUCCAAAGAAAUGGGCUGGCCAAACGACCAUUCUAUUUAAUGAUUGGAGUUUUAUCAUGUCAAUUAUUCAUUUGCCUCCGCCUGCCGCGUCAACAGACUUCCUGAAAAUGCUCGUGCCUCCCGUUCAGCUCAGGAAAGCUGAAAAACUCGGCAUGCAGGGGGGACAAAAUUCAGCAGGUUACCUAUAACAGCAUGAAUACAAGAGAGCUCAAAAGAGGAUAACCAUGCCGUGACACCCUGCUCCAGCCGUCCUCCUCCUGUGAUCUGUGGUGUUUUAUUUAUUUUCCAUUUUGGAAACUAUCCUGCAAGGAUUAAAGAAUAGGAUUCAAGGUUCAUGGAUAUCAAACACUGCAUUUUCUGGCAUUUUUUUAUUGGACGAGUACAUGUGUUCCCAUCACCACUACAAUCUCUGACACUGUUUUGGAGCAAGACCAGAAGGGACAUCCCUUUUUUUUUUCAUGUUCCUCAACCUUGUUUUUGGCGAGAUGUGUUGUUUUAGUUGUCCGCCUUGACAGAGUUUCCUUUUAAUUUUUUUAGCUGGACCAUUACCUCUGCUUUUUGUGCUUGUUUGUACCUGAAUUUUUUGGGGGGUUUGUUAUAACCACACUAUGUUUAUUUUGAUUAAGUUGUUCAUUUUGUGGUCUCUGACCUGAAUGCAGUGCAGUUUGUUAUUUGAAAUUGUGCUUACUAUUUUUAUUUAUCUGAAAACAGGAAAAUUGUUGAUGAUUUCUUUAUAUGAAUAUUUAUGUAUGAUGCACACAGAAUUCAGUUUUGUUUGACCUUGACAGUUUUGUUUGUUCUCAUUGUGAUGAUUUCCCAGCCAUUGCAGUCAGGCAAAGGCACAGUUGAGAAAAAAAGCAAAUAAUCUAGUUAAAUCCACAUAUUUGUGUUUAAGCAAAAUAUGAUAAUUUUGGGAUAUUAGCAAUGAUUAACAGGAAGUCUGUCUCAUAGAUUGUAGAAUCACAAGUUAAUGUGGUUUCUGUAUAUUGUGCUUUGAUCAUAUGUUAGUAACAGUUAGUAACAUGAUUGGGCAUUGUUUCAUACAAAAAGCACUGAUGUGAGAGAUUUAACUCUAUCAGGGAUACAAAAGCCUGCUGAAGUUUUUCUUUUUGAUUUGAAUAGACACCUGCUGACAAACUUACUGAAAAGCCCAUGAUGUGGGUUUAAAAAAGAUGACACAUUAUUACUCCCAGUGACCAUCUUCAUAAACUCCUCGAAACAUCCAGUGCUUCCGUCCAGAACAAAAAGUAAUCUCACUAGAGUGUAAAAGAGACCAAGAACAGGACUCUGCAUGAGGUGCUCAAGCUGUCCACUCCAAACAUACCCAUACCCGCACUGAACAUGCGCUCACCAGGCCCUGAGAGCCCAUCCAUGACUGAGGAGGCCCUCCUGCAUGGACAGUUUGGCGGUUGGAGCAGCGGAGGGGGAAGUGGAAGUAACAGUAGCAGCUGCCCCAACAGCCCUGGAGGUGUUUCUUUACCUUCCAGCCCUGCUUCCAACAGCUAUGCCCUGACCCUCACUCCCACACACAUCCAUGUCCAGCGGCUGUCUUCUCGCACUGGGAAGCAGUCCAGGUUAUUGCUGCCCCUGGCUGAGCUGACUGGCUGCAGCUGUCCGCGGUCACCAGCACCUCCUUUGCUGGUGCUUUACUGGUACCCUCCGGGUAAACGCCGGAAGGGUGUCUCCAGACACAGGCAGGUGAGGGCGUACUUGUCGGAGAGUAGAGCUGAGGUGGAGAAAUGGAAUGCUGCUAUACAUUGCCUGCUGAGGGGGAUGGAUGUCAGCUCCACUACAGAAUUUAGCAAAAGCAUGCUGCCUCGUCCCCGUCGACUGUUGCUGCUGGUAAAUCCAUUUAGUGGACGGGGUCAAGCAAUGCAGUGGUGUCAAACACACAUACUUCCAAUGAUCAGAGAAGCUAACAUCAACUACAACCUUAUACAGACAGAGCGUCAGAAUCAUGCUCGUGAGCUGAUUAGAGAAAUCUCGCUACCAGAAUGGGAUGGAAUCAUUAUUGUAUCUGGAGAUGGACUCUUGCAUGAGGUGAUAAAUGGCCUUAUGGAAAGGCCAGACUGGGAACAAGCAAUAAAAACUCCUGUGGGAAUUCUGCCGUGUGGCUCUGGGAAUGCACUUGCUGGUUCUAUCAACCACUAUGCAGGAUAUGACAUGUGCCUUCGGGAACCUCUCCUCCUAAACUGCUGUUUUCUGCUUUGCCGGGGUGGGGUCAAACCAAUGGACCUUGUCUCUGUUACAACCAGCCCCAUUGCUUCAUCAUCCACAUCCAAUCAGAACGGGCACUCACCUGCACCCAGGAGGCUUUUUUCUUUCCUUUCUGUGGCAUGGGGUUUUGUGUCUGAUGUGGACAUUGAGAGUGAGCGCUACAGAGGGCUGGGCUCUGCGCGGUUUACACUGGGAACACUGGUUAGAUUGGCUUCUCUACGAUCCUAUAAGGGACGUCUUUCCUACUUGCCACCUUCUAUUUUCAAUCCAUCCCCAGAUGCCACACCUCAGCCUCCCCGCAGGCCUCUUUCACGCAGCAUUACGGAGGGUCUAGAGGGAUUUUGUCGCACACCCAUCCACCGGACCUGCUCCGACAUGGGCCUGAGUGAACAAAGAAGCCUCCGAAAAGGAGAUGGGGAGAGAGAGAGGGAGCGAGAGAGGGAGAGGGAGAGGCAAGAGAGAGAGAGGGAGAGGGAAAGGAGGAGAGAGAGGGCAAGGGGCAUAGGAGUAGUGAGAGCUAGCAGUCUAGCAGAGGACAGAGAGAGGGAGAUAGAAGCAGAAGAGAAAAUGGAGGAGACAUCAGGGACCAGCUCAGAAUAUAAUGGAAAGGAGGAGUGUGAAAACAUAGCCAGUAAUGAUGUAGCGAAUAAAGGGGAAAUAAGAGAACUUGAAGGGAAUGAGUUGAGUGAGAAAGAUGGCGUUGAUGAAGAAAAGGAGGUAAAUGAGUGUGUAGGGAGUUAUCAGACCACGCCACCUGACCUGCAACAUGCACCACAGAAAAAUUCUGCACCCUCGAGCCAGAUCAUUAAUGCCUUCUUCAGCCAGCCAAUCGGUGUUGACACUGACCAAGACUUGGAGCUGGCAGCCUAUGGGAAGGAGGAUGAAGAUCAAAAUGGCACCUACUUUCAGAGAGAGGCGUAUCCACUGGACAAGUCUCGCGAGCGAGCCCUCACCAUCUCUUCGUCUCCAUUCCGUCAGUCUCCUUUUAAAUCUUUCAAAACUAAAACUUUGGACCACAACCAGAACCCCUCACGGCCACGCCCCCUCUCCCUCCUGCACCAAUCUCAUUCAAACUCUCUCCCACCCAAAUUCCCAUCCCUUUCUCUGUCCCUCUCACCAACCCCUCCUUCAUCUCCAUCUUGCGCUUCUCCCCAUUCUUCUUAUCUCACCCCACGUCCGAACACCCCCAGCUCCUCUUCCUCAUCACCCUCCUUUCACUCACCAACCCCGUCCUUCAACUUUGAUCUCGCUGAGCCUGCAGGGCCCCUGAAGAACUGCCCUCACAUGUCAUCCUCCAUUAACCUGCCAGAGGAUGACCUGCUACCUCCUCUGGACCAGCCUCUACCUACACGAGACUGGGUCACGAUUGAGGGUGACUUUGUCCUGGUUCUUGCCAUCUACCAGUCCCACCUGGGAGCUGAUCUUUUUGCUGCUCCUCAGGCCCGAUUUGAUGAUGGGUUGAUCCAUCUGACGUUUGUGCGGGCUGGGAUCUCCCGGGCAACCCUGUUGAGACUGUUCCUAGCAAUGGAGAGAGGAGCCCAUUUGUCUGUUACCUCUCCCUAUGUUAGUCAUGUUUCUGCUCGGGCUUUCCGUCUUCAGCCACUUUCACCUCGAGGAACCCUCACUGUAGAUGGGGAGCUGGUGCCAUAUGGUCCUCUGCAGGCACAGGUUCAUCCCUCCAUAGCCCGUUUGAUUGUCGGGGACUCGGGAGUAAAGAUUACAAGAUUCUGACCUGUUUGGAUUUGCCCAGGCAGGGAUUAACAUCAUGAUCUGGGUUACAUAACAUUUUGCCAUCCACAUACUGGGGGAGAGACAAACAGCUAGCCAGUAGUUGCAAUCACUGCUUUUACUAGGAUUAACCAAGGGGUUGCUUAUUCAAGCUGCAUAUGCAAGGAGUAUUGCGGAAUUCAACAAAGGGAUGAAAAUUUGCGGCCUAUUGCAUGACUGUAGGAUUACCACUUGGAUUACCGUCACUUUAGCCUGAGAGAGAGAAAACAGCAAUGUCUGGAUAAAUGUGGAAACAGCGAAACUGAAUGUUUCAAACUGGUGUAUACAUUUUAGUAUGCAUUUGUGCAUAGAUUCUCAACAGUACUGCUGCCUUAUUUCAGAGAAUGAGAAAAAAGUCACAGACAGAACACUAAAAACAAUGCAGGCUUUUAGGUUUGCUACACGUACGUCCAAAUAUGGCUUCACCCAUGUCACAUAAUAGGUACCCCUGGAAUGCCUUAUUUGUCUCUGAACACCCCCACCCCAUUAGUAUCACACUUAAUCCAAAGACCUCAUUUAGCAAAGAUGUAUCUACAUUCUCCAUCCAGCUCUUUGGAAAACUUCCAUUGUUUCAUGGGACUAAUCAGAAACGUAAUCAGUUUUCUCUUGUGUCCUCGCAAACUUUCAUGCUUUGAGCAGAAUUAUGUCAACAAUGGUAUUUUUGGCGGGUAUUUUUAGGACACAAUCAUUGUGUUGAUUGAGUAGAACAGUUAAAUGUGGACUGUUAUGCUAUAUAUUGCAUUGCUAGAUUGUGUAUGAAAGCAUGCAAUGGCCAUUAUAUUAUUAGGUAACUAGCUAUAUGCAUUGCAAAGAACACUGAAAGCAAACUUUCAUUUUGGGGUUGUUUUUUUAUGAUUUGCAUUAAAUUUGCUCUCAGCUCUCA
This is a messenger RNA of Myxocyprinus asiaticus (Chinese sucker), 4887 nucleotides long. It is a transcript of the gene sphk2, whose product is annotated as sphingosine kinase 2. Gene Ontology annotation, cellular component: cytoplasm; intracellular membrane-bounded organelle; membrane. NCBI's taxonomy places the organism in Eukaryota, Metazoa, Chordata, Actinopteri, Cypriniformes, Catostomidae. Gene Ontology annotation, biological process: sphingosine biosynthetic process; positive regulation of apoptotic process; sphinganine-1-phosphate biosynthetic process. The record is from RefSeq and is a predicted model, not a curated record. The coding region runs from base 1362 to 3968 and encodes 868 amino acids. The transcript is spliced from 7 exons.